UGACCUGUGUGAGCAGGCAAUCAGCCAAGGAAGAACCGCAAACCGCGAAUGCCCUUCGCCAAGGAAGAAGGAAGCGACUGCCAGACUGCGUCUGCUUACUCUGCCUCACCGUUUCAGCAAUUCAGGCGUUCACUCCGUUCAGCCUUCACUCUUCUUCUCUUCAGGACAGACGUUGAGAAUCUUAAUUGGGAUGCAGGUAAUCGGAACUCGGAAGUUUGAAAAUGACUCCAUUAACGAUGAAUAAUCCCGAAAAAAAUGGUGAUAAUGUUGCAUCAAAAUCUCUAAAUUCAGCUUCAUCAUCAUUCAAAAGACUGGGUAGAAAGUCGCCAUUCACUAGAUAUGGACUUCCUAUGAUCUCCCUCAUGGUGCUUGGAUCUUUUGGUCUUGGCCACCUUUUGCAAGGCAGCAAGGAUAUUGCUAAAGUGAAGGAUGAUCGAGAGUGGGAAAUCAUUGAGACAAAAAAAGCACUUUCUAGAGAAGGGCCUGUGAAUGCAUAUAACCCCAAAAAGAUCAACUUGGAGGAUGAAUUGAAGGCUCUGAAAGAAAAGGUUGAUUUAAACAAUUAUGAAUACAAGAGAAUUCCCAAGCCUGAUAAGAGCAAAUGAAAGGCGCAAUCCAUAGCAUGAAAGCGGCAGCAAUCAAUGUAGGGUAUCUUGUUCUCCUAGAGGCUCUAUUUGGUAGCCUUAUGUUGCUUAUUGAGUAGAAAGAGCGGCUUUUGACUUAUUUGGCUGAAAUGCAUGUCACCAAGGAUACUUUUUCUUUCCGAAACUUCAGCAGAUGCCACCAUUCAACAAAUACCUCUUUAUGCGAGGUUUGAAGUCUUUUCGAACGCCCUUGUAUUUCUGUUGCUGAUUCUGAACUCUGAAGUACAAUGAUGUACAUACACACAUUGAACAUUGUUUGAGCCACUGAAUUACAAUUUUUGCAAGGAACCCACAUUGUUAUACUC
Cuscuta epithymum is the source of this 949-nucleotide messenger RNA. Lineage: Eukaryota; Viridiplantae; Streptophyta; Magnoliopsida; Solanales; Convolvulaceae. The record is from the annotation of a GenBank genome assembly.